CCGUUUGCUCGGCCUCUCUUGUUCUUUGGCCGUUGAAACAUGCCCCGGCACAACAACGUUAUCGCCAACGCGCACUUCCACAAGGACUGGCAGCACCUUGUGCGCACCUGGUUCGACCAACCCGGACAGAAGAAGUCCCGCCGCCAGGCUCGCACUGCCAAGGCUGUCAAGGUCGCUCCCCGCCCCGUUGACACCCUCCGCCCCAUCGUCCACGCCCAGACCUUCCGCUACCACACCAAGAUCCGUGGUGGCCGUGGCUUCACCCUUGAGGAGCUGAAGGAGGCCAAGAUCAACCCCAAGUUUGCCCAGACCAUCGGCAUCUGCGUUGAUCACCGCCGUGUCAACCGCUCGCUCGAGUCCCUCCAGGCCAACGUCCAGCGCCUGAAGGAGUACAAGAGCAAGCUCGUCCUCUUCCCCCGCAAGACCAAGGCCCCCAAGAAGGCCGACUCGCCCGCCGAGCUCACCUCCAAGGCCACCCAGGUCGCCCUCUCGGCUGCCGUCCCCGUCCGCCAGGGCCCCGCUCACUUCAAGGCUCGCGCCAUCACCGCCGAGGACACCAAGCGAUCGGUCUACAACAUUCUCCGUGUCGCCCGUGCCGACGCUCGCAUGCGUGGCAUCCGCGAAAAGAAGAAGAGGGAGGCUGCCGAGGAGGCCAAGGACAAGAAGCCUGCCAAGGAAUAAGCAAAGAAAGCUGCCUUGUUUACAAAGCUCGCUUUUUGUUUUACACUGUCCCCAAACCCCUUAUGCUCCCCCUUUUUGUGUUUUCGCUUGUUUCAAGAGUAAUACAAUACGGUCCAACAUUC
Capsaspora owczarzaki ATCC 30864 is the source of this 803-nucleotide messenger RNA. Its product is annotated as ribosomal protein L13. The record is from RefSeq and is a predicted model, not a curated record. The transcript is spliced from 2 exons. Gene Ontology annotation, cellular component: ribosome; cytosolic large ribosomal subunit. Gene Ontology annotation, biological process: translation. Bases 40 to 681 code for a protein of 213 amino acids. NCBI's taxonomy places the organism in Eukaryota, Filasterea, Ministeriida, Capsasporidae. Gene Ontology annotation, molecular function: structural constituent of ribosome; RNA binding.